Parastagonospora nodorum SN15 is the source of this 126-nucleotide messenger RNA. RefSeq lists its product as hypothetical. The transcript has 2 exons. NCBI's taxonomy places the organism in Eukaryota, Fungi, Ascomycota, Dothideomycetes, Pleosporales, Phaeosphaeriaceae. Bases 1 to 126 code for a protein of 41 amino acids. The record is from RefSeq and is a predicted model, not a curated record.
AUGUAUAUCUUCCAUCCAUUCAAGACAACCCUCGUCCAUUUAUUUGCCGCAUACGUAGUUGUGCAUGUAUACGAGGUUUCUGCUAGCGAGCGCAGAGUAAGUCGAAGCGCGGAUGCAGGUUUGUGA